AUGAGGGCGAGCCGUCAGAACACUCGCCGAGGGAGCUUCUGGCCGUUCAUCCUCGCUCUCUGCGAGGGCGCAAUGAUCUGGGUAAGUCCGUUGACUCGCGGAGCGAAGCUGCUGUCGGAAGUGGGACUUGGCAAACGCGGUGCAGACGACGACGAAUCACCAGGUGCAGCAAAGAACCCCAAGGGCCGCGCGGGCUCUGCCGGGGAUGUAGUAGUAUCUGUACUACUGUGA
Molecule: messenger RNA, 231 nt
Organism: Penicillium verhagenii
Lineage: Eukaryota; Fungi; Ascomycota; Eurotiomycetes; Eurotiales; Aspergillaceae
Exons: 1
Coding region: 1-231 (76 amino acids)
Source: RefSeq, a predicted model, not a curated record